This is a messenger RNA of Penicillium macrosclerotiorum, 1284 nucleotides long. RefSeq lists its product as uncharacterized. The transcript is spliced from 3 exons. The record is from RefSeq and is a predicted model, not a curated record. Bases 1 to 1284 code for a protein of 427 amino acids. Lineage: Eukaryota; Fungi; Ascomycota; Eurotiomycetes; Eurotiales; Aspergillaceae.
AUGGUGGUGUUCGUCGACUUGGACCGUGAUGCCUUCUCCGAGCAUCACACCUCGUUCUCCCUGGAGAAACCGUUUCCCCCAAAGCUGAUAGUCGCCCCGAUCGUGUCAGCCGAAUCCGCAGAACUCGCGCCCUCGCCCACCUCGUCCGACGACGAGCGCGAUUCACAGCGUCCGGUGUCGCAUGGGGAGAAUCUUAACCGGAAUGCGUUCUCCGCCGCUUUGAGCUGCUAUCCUAUCGUUAAGGAAAUUGCCCGCGCCGUUGAUCUCAAUACCCUGCACGCCCUGUCGCGCACAUGUCGCCAGUUUCAUGUCAACCUAGCGCCAUUCCGGCACCAGCUCGUGCGCGAGACGCUCCGCUGCGAGAAUGAGUAUAUUGAGACCGUAGCCGAGAUGCUCGACGGUGGCGCCGUCCUCCCGAAUAGCGUCAAGUCGGUGCUACGCCUGCUCAGCCAGGGCAGCGCCGAGUCCGGUCGCAUGACGCGGGGGAAAGUCGGCAAGUGCGCGCGUGACAUGGUGGGCGAGUGUCGUCGCUGCAGCAAGAUUGUGUGCAGGAAUUGUACGAUUAAACCGCCAUCGCAGACAGCCAUGAAGGCUCGCAUCCGCCGCCUCUGUCGAACGUGCGGGACCGCCCCGCUCUCCUGCCACCUAUCUGCCACCAGUGACCCCCGACACCCACCGGAUCCUUGCCAGGAAGGUACGGUUGCUGCGGUAAUAGCCCGCAGCACUGGCACCUGCCAUUGCGACGAUGCGGUGUGGCUUUGCCAACAGUGUGGGCAGACGCUGCGCAGCAACGACACCACCUACCGACGUGUGUGGGCCUGGCGCACUCGGUACAGCACUUAUUUGGGCGGUGGCUUGGGCACUGGGAUUGGCGAAGGUGCCCAGGGCGUGAAAUGUGGGCGCGGUGAGGCGUGUCUGGCCGCCAAAGAGAUCGAGCUCGAAGUCGACUGCGAAGCAGAUGAAGGGUCUGGCAGUGAUACCAGUAGCCCAGGCCACAGCCCUGCGAGCCACACAUCCCACCACCACUAUCACCACGAGCUGGUCUCGUCGGAUAGUCAUGACGACGAAGAGCCGGGGUAUUUCCGACAGGAGGUCAUCGGGUUAGGUGGAUUGAUGAAACACAAGUCCAAGAAGCGGGUGAUGGUCGGUGCCUGCGUAGUUGAGUAUGAAGAUGAGCGCGAGACGGGCCGGUACCUUGUCCGCGAGGAGAGUGGAUCACAUCGGGCUUGGUGCGGAUGGUGUUCAAGGGUCAUUCCGGCGAAGAGUGAAAUUGGUCAUGGCUGA